Echinococcus granulosus is the source of this 1644-nucleotide messenger RNA. RefSeq lists its product as hypothetical. Gene Ontology annotation, cellular component: membrane. Gene Ontology annotation, molecular function: transmembrane transporter activity. Bases 1 to 1644 code for a protein of 547 amino acids. Gene Ontology annotation, biological process: transmembrane transport. NCBI's taxonomy places the organism in Eukaryota, Metazoa, Platyhelminthes, Cestoda, Cyclophyllidea, Taeniidae. The transcript is spliced from 9 exons. The record is from RefSeq and is a predicted model, not a curated record.
AUGGAUAAGACGGCGAGGGAGCAGUGGGUUCAGUCGCAAUCUGCAUUCGUCGCCACGACCAUGAGUUUCGUCAGUGGCAUCGUCGGCCUCUUCACCAUCGUUCCCUUGGGCUUCAUCUCGGAUCGGUUUGGUCGCAAGUGCGGCCUCCUCAUUGCGUAUACCGGCUUCGCCAUCGAAGCGGUGCUUAACGCUCUUGUUAUGCUUCUCAAUCUGCCUCUAUGGAUUCUGAUCUUUGCAACGCUUCCAUCCAGUAUUCUAGGAAACGGUCUCUACGGCAUAAUGACUCAGCUCUACGUAUGCAUUGUGGAUUUGACGGAACAGAAAGCGGAGAUCAUGGAACGGCGGCUAUCAGUUGUGCCACAGCCCAUAGACAGCGAAACUCCACCUCCGCCUCUCGAGAGGCGUCGAACCAGAUCUAUUUUGGAGAAGUGUGAGCCGAAGUCCGUAACGACAGUGCAGUCCUCAAUGGCCUCUGAGCGUCUCUCCUUCAUCGCCCUUUUCGAGGGCUGCACGGGUAUCACCCUGUCCGUUGGCACAAUCGCCAUAGGACCUGUCAUUCAAAAAUUUGGAUUUGUCUUCUCUGGUUGGGUGGUCCUCGUCUUGACGGGCAUCAACGCGGUGUUGUCAGUGUUCCUACCCAACACCCGAGAUCUAUGGUACAAUCCGGCGGUCAAAGAGGGGAAGUCUCAGGAGUUUGACCAGGAGUCAAGAAGAAAGCUCCUCUCUGUCUCCCCUGCGAGCACGGACAACUCUCCAAAUCCCUCCAGCCCUCUGCCAAAGAGGUCCUGCUGCCUUGCUCUCAGGCAGGCGUUCGCCUUUGUGACAGUGCCAAUAAUCAUAGAGAUCAUCGCAAAUUUGCUCGCUGGUAUGGUUGCAAUGACCGACAUUCCCAUCCUCAAUCUCUACUUUAUCGGCAAUCCUUUCACAAUGACAAUUUCACAAGUCGGAUUGGCCAUUGGGCUACGAACCAUCGGGUGUUCAAUUGCUUCUGGCCUCUUCGUGCUUUUCAACAUGUUCUACUUGCAGCCCAGACUGGCCACACCAAACGCCCCGGCACUCGAGACGUCCAAAGCGUCCACCAGCGAGGGUGACGUCCUAUGUCUCACUGGCGCCGAAGUUGCCGCUGAGAAGAAAGUAAAGAUCCUAGAGGCUCGGCGCAUCAUACUUUUCAGCCUUGGCGGCAUCUUCCUUGUCAUGGCUGUGAGUCGGUUCUUCUACGGGCUCUCGAGUAACUUCAGCAAACCCACAUGUUUCGUUCUGCUCUUCAUUGGCAUGACUUUGAACGCCUUCCAGUUUUAUGGACCUCUCGCACGAGCUCUUCUAUCGGGUUUGGUAACGUGUGAAGUGCAAGGUCUCCUGUAUGCACUUGUUGGCUUCGCCGAUGCGCUGGGUUCGUUCAUCGGCUCGACUGCGUUGCCAGCACUGUUUGCUACGACGGUUUUUAUGAAUGCCGGCUUUGUGUUUCACAUGGGAGCCCUCAUCCUCGCUCUCGCUUUUGUGCUCACCGCACCCACACAUACGGAGGGCACGGGCAUGGACGUCGGCAGGGCAAGUCUCGGCAUGCCUCUGCACUUCCCCUGUGACCUUCAGCGUACUUGUUGGCGCCUGAAUCCUGUCCACCUGGGACAUCAACGCUGCAUUUGA